UACCUGUUCUGUUAUAUCACACAUUCCUUGGUUAUGUUCUCAAAAUAUUCUACGAGGACACCUGUUAAAUUUCAAUGUAUUGGUUAAACAACACCAGUGUGUAUAAAGAAGGGGACUGAGCCCAGUAGACUACAUUAAAUCUGAAGAGACAUUGUUUCAAAUUGAGGGGUGUUGUAGCUUGGCUUGUGUUGCUGUACUGUCUGUCUGGGACAUGGGCUCAGGUGGAGAGUGGAGAGGACAGAGAGAAGAAUAUCACUGAACAGGCUCAGAGAGACGGAUGAAAGAGCAAGGAGAGUCAUGCUGAAUAGUCGACCACCCAGCCUGAUAUCUGGACUGAGCUGAAGGUGCUGAGGAACAUGGUGGUGGAACAGAGAGUGAAGCUGAGGAACGUGGUGGUGCAACAGAGAGUGGAGCUGAGGAACGUGGUGUUGCAACAGAGAGUGGAGCUGAGGAACGUGGUGGUGGAACAGAGAGUGAAGCUGAGGAACGUGGUGUUGCAACAGAGAGUGGAGCUGAGGAACGUGGUGGUGGAACAGAGUGAAGCUGAGGAACAUGGUGGUGGAACAGGGAGUGGAGCUGAGGAACAUGGUGGUGGAACAGAGAGUGGAGCUGAGGAACAUGGUGGUGGAACAGAGAGUGGAGCUGAGGAACAUGGUGGUGGAACAGAGAGUGGAGCUGAGGAACAUGGUGGUGAAACAGAGUGGAGCUGAGGAACAUGGUGGUGAAACAGAGAGUGGAGCUGAGGAACAUGGUGGUGAAACAGAGUGGAGCUGAGGAACAUGGUGGUGAAACAGAGAGUGGAGCUGAGGAACAUGGUGGUGGAACAGAGAGUGGAGCUGAGGAACAUGGUGGUGGAACAGAGAGUGGAGCUGAGGAACAUGGUGGUGGAACAGAGAGUGGAGCUGAGGAACAUGGUGGUGGAACAGAGAGUGGAGCUGAGGAACAUGGUGGUGGAACAGAGAGUGGAGCUGAGGAACAUGGUGGUGAAACAGAGUGGAGCUGAGGAACAUGGUGGUGAAACAGAGAGUGAAGCUGAGGAACAUGGUGGUGGAACAGAGAGUGAAGCUGAGGAACGUGGUGGUGCAACAGAGUGAAGCUGAGGAACAUGGUGGUGGAACAGAGAGUGAAGCUGAGGAACAUGGUGGUGGAACAGAGUGGAGCUGAGGAACAUGGUGGUGAAACAGAGAGUGGAGCUGAGGAACAUGGUGGUGAAACAGAGAGUGAAGCUGAGGAACAUGGUGGUCGAACAGAGAGUGGAGCUGAGGAACAUGGUGGUGGAACAGAGAGUGGAGCUGAGGAACAUGGUGGUGGAACAGAGAGUGGAGCUGAGGAACAUGGUGGUGGAACAGAGAGUGGAGCUGAGUAUCACUAAGACUGAACUGCAGUUCUACAAGAACAAGGUGGAGGAACUGGAGAGACAGAACACAGGUAAAGUAAGACAGCUGUAUCUAAUGUGGUUACUGUAAUCAGCAGAGUAGUGGUGUGUUGAAUUCAACAGUUUCUUUGUAUGAUAUUGUAGAAUUUCAGGCCAGAGUGAGAGCCUGGUAGAGGAGCUGAAGACAGAGAAUGCAGGUAAUGUAGAGAUUUAAAUAAUACAGUAUGUAAAGAGGAUGUUAUAUAUUUGGUCCAAAUCAGACAAGGAACAGGUUCCCAAAAUUGUUCCUAUAUUAGUAAUUUCAGCCCAAGCGGCUACAGGUAGCCGACUGCUUGUUUACACACCAAUCUACAUGUAUAAACACACAUGUCCAAUGAGACCAGAUACAGACAGAGUCCAACAUCACUAACAGGCUGCUCCAGUGUCUGGUGGCUUUGAGAGACUGAUAGUGUUGAUCUGUUAUUCCUCUGAUACAGGUGUCUUCAGUGCUCCAGUGUCUGGUGGCUUUGAGAGACUGAUAGUGUUGAUCUGUUAUUCCUCUGAUGCAGGUGUCUUCAGUGCUCCAGUGUCUGGUGGCUUUGAGAGACUGAUAGUGUUGAUCUGUUAUUCCUCUGAUGCAGGUGUCUUCAGUGCUCCAGUGUCUGGUGGCUUUGAGAGACUGACUGUGUUGAUCUGUUAUUCCUCUGAUGCAGGUGUCUUCAGUGCUCCAGUGUCUGGUGGCUUUGAGAGACUGACUGUGUUGAUCUGUUAUUCCUCUGAUGCAGGUGUCUUCAGUGCUCCAGUGUCUGGUGGCUUUGAGAGACUGACUGUGUUGAUCUGUUAUUCCUCUGAUACAGGUGUCUUCAGUGCUCCAGUGUCUGGUGGCUUUGAGAGACUGAUAGUGUUGAUCUGUUAUUCCUCUGAUGCAGGUGUCUUCAGUGCUCCAGUGUCUGGUGGCUUUGAGAGACUGAUAGUGUUGAUCUGUUAUUCCUCUGAUGCAGGUGUCUUCAGUGCUCCAGUGUCUGGUGGCUUUGAGAGACUGAUAGUGUUGAUCUGUUAUUCCUCUGAUGCAGGUGUCUUCAGUGCUCCAGUGUCUGGUGGCUUUGAGAGACUGAUAGUGUUGAUCUGUUAUUCCUCUGAUGCAGGUGUCUUCAGUGCUCCAGUGUCUGGUGGCUUUGAGAGACUGAUAGUGUUGAUCUGUUAUUCCUCUGAUACAGGUGUCUUCAGUGCUCCAGGGUCUGGUGGCUUUGAGAGACUGACUGUGUUGAUCUGUUAUUCCUCUGAUACAGGUGUCUUCAGUGCUCCAGUGUCUGGUGGCUUUGAGAGACUGACUGUGUUGAUCUGUUAUUCCUCUGAUGCAGGUGUCUUCAGUGCUCCGGUGAGAGGAGUACAUGGUCUUUGGGUUGUUCAGGAAUGACAGAAGGUGACAGUAUCUCUCCAAUUCUGGGACUCUUGAACUGAAGGAGGGGACUUGGUUUACAUGAAUGAGUCUCUUAUCAGGCUAAAGGAUCUAUGAUGAUUCUAAUAAACACAGCUCCUUCAGUGACUUCCUGCUCUUUCCUAUGUGAGAUGAACACCACAAAAGCUGUAAUAAAAAGUCCAAUCUGUUAUGACAUUCCAUGAAACGUUAUGACGCUAAAAUAAAAUGACUUAACGUCUUCUGUUGUGUUGACGUUUGACUGUAUUUACUAUGAUAUAGAUGAAUGUUAUUCAGCUCAGUAGUUUGGGUGGAAGGCAAGGGGUCAGCGUUGGGGGUUAGAGUGGUAAUAUAUUUAUUGUAUGUAACUACAGACUGAAUUAAAUAACAGUACAGAUCAACAGUCAGUUUAACUGAUCAUUUCAAGCAGAAAUUGAUCAAUUACGAUGCUAAAGUGAAUGUUUAAGUGAUAAAUCACAUCCACUUCAUUCAUUCUCUGCUUAAUGAUAACACUAGCAGCCCAUUUAGCCUAUUAAAGCUAUACUGCUCCCAUAUUGAUCUGUUACACCUAUCCAUCUACUAACCGACAUACAGGCUGGUCAGUAUCACCAAACACAGACAGCAAACUUUAAAGGUACAAUCCUGAGUUUGUGUCAGCCCAACAGCAGCCCAUCCACUUGGUUUGGUGUGAAGCUUAGAGAUGGGUCUAGUCCUGCUUGGUAACAUUAUUCCUAAAUAAGUUUCAAAAGUUGCACUACAUGGCAGUUUGGAACUCAGUAGUGAGUGUUGAAACUGAGGGCAGACACUUUUUACGCGCUACACCCUUCAGCACUCGGCAGUCCCGUCCUGUGAGCUUGUGUGGCCUACCACUUCAUGGCUGAGCCGUUGUUGCUCCUAGACGUUUCCACUUCACAAUAACAGCACUUACAGUUGACCGGGGCAGCUCUAGCAGGGCAGAAAUUUGACAAACUGACUUGUUGGAAAGGUAGCAUCCUAUGACGGUGCCACGUUGAAAGCAGUUCUUUGUGUAAGUGAAGAAUAUAAAUGACUGAGUAAUGUGUACAUGUUUAAGUUCCUCCCUGGUAUAUCCGGAGAGUUAACUUCCUUGUAAUUGCUUGAAUAAAAUCUUAACUUGAAAAUGAGCUCUGCUUGAUCCUUGGAACAAUUUUUUUCUUCAACAGUAUACACAGAGGACAGGUGUAGAAAAGCACUAUGCCAGAGUGCCGGGGUUAAGGAGGUGACGGGAGUGUCAGGGAGGGAAACUAAAUAUGCCCCUCGUACACUCACACACACCUACACUCACACACACUCCACAUCUUGAUUCUGGUCUCAGGACUUUCCCUGGGGGGUGUGACCAAAGGUUAUUAUUAGUGUCUGUCUCAACCGUCUUUCUCUCUCUCUCAAUCUCCUGUAUCCUUCUCAUAUCUCUCCUUCCCUAUCUACUUUCUCCUUAUCUGUCUGUCUCUUUGCUUCUCUGUUCCGUCUUCAUCGGUUCAUCUAAUCUAUCUUUCUCUCUCAUCUUGUUUCAUUCGUACUUCACUCUCUUACUUUUGUCUCUUCUCUGCCACUCUAUUUUUCUUUUUGCUGUUUUCUCUUCCCUCUUGACUUUUGUCUGUUCUGUCUUCCUCUGCACUGCUUUUUGCUCUGUCAUUAGUUUCUGUCUCCUCUCUUCAGUCGUCUUUCCUUUUCCUGUUUCACUGUCUGUGGACUUUAUCCUUCCUUCUUCGCUGUCUUCUUUACCUACACUGUAUCUUCCUCCCUCUUUCCCUUAACUCCUUAAUUCCCUCUCUGUUCUGAGUUAUGGGGAAGACAGAGUUGUACUCUGUGUAUAAGAGCUUCCUGGACUGUCUCUGCCUCUCUCGGAGCAGCAGUGAGGGGCCAGGGAAGAACGAGAAGGCCCCUGAUGAUGGUCACCUGGCCUACCAGAAUGGAGACGUUCUACAAGAGAGAUAUGAGGUUAUCAGUCUGUUGGGAGAGGGCACCUUUGGGAAGGUGGUGACGUGUGUGGACCGGCGCAGGGCUGGGGCACGUGUAGCUCUGAAGAUCAUUAAGAACAUGGAGAAGUACAGACAAGCUGCUAAACUGGAGAUCAAUGUCCUGGAGAAAAUCAAUGAGAAAGACCCACACAACAAACAUCAAUGUGUUCAGAUGCUGGACUGGUUUGACUACCAUGGUCAUGUGUGUAUCUCCAUGGAGCUGCUAGCCCUCAGCACUUUUGACUUCCUGAAGGAGAACAACUUCCUGCCGUACUGUAUGGAUCACGUCCGCCAGAUGGCCUACCAGAUCUGCCUCGCUGUCAACUUUCUCCAUAUCAACAAGCUGACCCACACUGACCUCAAACCUGAGAACAUCCUGUUUGUCAACUCUGACUACACCAUCACUUACAACGCUGAGAAGGUGAGAGGGAGGGCUUUAUCCUUCCUUCAUCACUCUCUUCUUCACCUACGCUGUAUCUGGGGGUUUCUCCUUUGGGCAAAAGACUGUCCUCUGUCCUCUCUCCUCUGUCCUCUGUCCUCUCUCCUCUGUCCUCUGUCCUCUCUCCUCUGUCCUCUGUCCUCUGUCCUCUCUCCUCUGUCCUCUCUCCUCUCUCCUCUGUCCUCUCUCCUCUGUCCUCUGUCCUCUCUCCUCUGUCCUCUGUCCUCUCUCCUCUGUCCUCUGUCCUCUGUCCUCUCUCCUCUGUCCUCUCUCAUCUGUCCUCUGUCCUCUCUCCUCUGUCCUCUCUCCUCUGUCCUCUCUCAUCUGUGACCCGGAAACCGAUGAGUGGUCGAGGAGUGUGUCAAUUUAUUAGUAGGCAAAGAAGAGUGUCGUCCCCUCCUCGAUAGCCACUUUUCAUUGAGGACACUCAUGUCUACAGUAUCCUACUGCAGAAGAGUUUUGACUUCUGCCACACCCCAUUUGAAAUAUACCACACCUCAUUUGAAAUAUACCACACCCCAUUUGAAAUAUACCACACCCCAUUUUAAAUAUACCACACCCCAUUUGAAUCAGGUUUGGUUUUGUCAGAGGAGAAAACACACUUUAAAAACAAUAUGCUACGUAUUGUUUUAACCAUAAACUGUUUUACGUCUUAAUUUGUUUUGAUCACUUUAAACAUUUAUUUUGGGAUCCACCCCUGUAAACGUCAUUUGCCUGAUGUGUGGAGAAGGACCGUCUCAUUUCAACCCCGGUCACUCUCCUUGCCAAUCCUCCGAGAUUAACUUUUACCUUUUUCAAAAUGAGGCGAUAGAGGACGGAGGAUAGAAGACUGAGGAUAGAAGACUGAGGAUAGAGGGCGGAGGAGAGAGGGCGGAAAUAGAGGGCGGAGGACAGAGGGCGGAGGACAGAGGGCGGAGGACAGAGGGCGGAGGACAGAGGGCGGAGGACAGAGACGCAGGAUAGAGGGCGGAGGAUGGAGGGCGGAGGAGAGAGGACGGAGGAGAGAGGGCGGAGGAGAGAGGGCGGAGGAGAGAGGCGCAGGAUAGAGGGCAGGGGAUGGAGGACGGAGGAGAGAGGACGGAGGAGAGAGGACGGAGGAGAGGGCAGAGGAUAGUGGACUGAGGAGAGAGGAUGAAGGAGAGAGGGCGGA
This is a messenger RNA of Oncorhynchus keta (chum salmon), 6336 nucleotides long. Its product is annotated as dual specificity protein kinase CLK2-like. The record is from RefSeq and is a predicted model, not a curated record. The transcript has 7 exons. Gene Ontology annotation, biological process: regulation of RNA splicing; protein phosphorylation. Lineage: Eukaryota; Metazoa; Chordata; Actinopteri; Salmoniformes; Salmonidae. The coding region runs from base 4572 to 5516 and encodes 314 amino acids. Gene Ontology annotation, molecular function: protein tyrosine kinase activity; ATP binding. Gene Ontology annotation, cellular component: nucleus.